Messenger RNA from Colletotrichum acutatum, 780 nucleotides. RefSeq lists its product as uncharacterized. NCBI's taxonomy places the organism in Eukaryota, Fungi, Ascomycota, Sordariomycetes, Glomerellales, Glomerellaceae. The record is from RefSeq and is a predicted model, not a curated record. The transcript is spliced from 4 exons. Gene Ontology annotation, cellular component: endoplasmic reticulum. Gene Ontology annotation, molecular function: procollagen-proline 4-dioxygenase activity; iron ion binding; L-ascorbic acid binding. Bases 1 to 780 code for a protein of 259 amino acids. Gene Ontology annotation, biological process: peptidyl-proline hydroxylation to 4-hydroxy-L-proline.
AUGGGGAAACCCAAAAACACAAACAUCGGCAAGACAAAGGCCGGCCCUGGAACUAACAAUGGCGGCAACGCAAAGCUGACCACAGCCGCCUCGAUUCCCGCCGCACCGCCCGCAUGGCCCCAGUUCAAACCGCCGUUACCAGUUACCGACCUGGCUGCCGACCAGCUCGCUUCUUGCCCGGACAAGGUCGUCCUGAUUCGCAACUUUUGGCCAAAAUCCCUCUGCAGUUCCUAUGUCAUUUUUCUGAGGGGUUUACCGCUGAUCACCACCCCUGGUCGACCUAAGCGGGGAGAGGCGGUUAGAGUGAAUGACCGUUUUCAAGUGCAGGAUGCCGCCUUUGCUCAACGCCUGUGGACGGAGACCGGACUGCGCGAAUCGCUUGCUCAAGAAGACAUUCAGGGUUUAUGGGGCGGUGAAGUCGUCGGCCUGAAUCCCAAUAUUCGCAUCUAUCGUUACUCCAAGGGCCAGUAUUUCGAUGCACAUUACGACGAUUCCAACAACGUAUCACUCAACCUCGAACCCUCCUCCGGACCCGUCACGUGCAAGACAACCUGGACGCUGCUCCUCUAUCUUACCUCUUCCGCCGAGGGCUGUGUUGGCGGCGAGACCGUCUUCUUUCCCAACGACCGCCGCUCCGCCAAGGAGGAGAUCCCGGUCGCCCUCGAAACGGGCAUGCUCCUCUUACACAAGCAUGGCGACGACUGCAUGCUGCACGAGGGGCGCGAGGUCAGCGCAGGCGAGAAGUGGGUGCUGAGAACAGACCUUUGCGUCAGGAAGUGA